CAACGCAACUACUAAGAACUCUCCUCAACCCAAAAGUCAUCGCUACUUUCCUCCUCCUCCUUUUCUUUACUUUUGCCAUUAACACAACACAUUCCACAACUUCACUCUCUAUUCAAUUCCAUUCAUUUUCCUCUUCCUCUUCAAAACAACCCUAAUUCUUCACAUUACUCAAUGGAAAACGAUACUGCUUCUACAACCUACCAAUCAAAGCUCAAAUCUCAAAUCUCAAAUCUCAAGCUCUUAAUCGAUUUUGAAGAGGAUAAUAGAGAUGACGUUGACGAUGGGAUGAGAACGUUUUAUCCAUGCCCAUUUUGCGAGGACGAUUUUGAUCUUCUAGAGCUAUGUUUCCAUAUUGAUUUGGAACAUCCAAUUGAUGCCACUUCUGGGCUUUGUCCAGUUUGUGGCAUGUGGGUAGGAACAGAUUUGGUUGACCACAUAACAGCUCAACAUGGAAACCUAUUUAAGAGUAAUCUCAAAUCAAAAUACCAUAAACAUGAUUUGUACCCGAAACUUUCCUUUUCAAGAAAGGGUGGACGGAAUGGACACUGGCAAUCUUCUUCAGACGGGUUGUCAGCACCUAGGAUAUCAACCUCCAAGGCGGUUUGCGAUCAAUUUCUAUCAUUUGUAUGUGGGUCACCUGCUUCUGGUGAAAAUGGACAUGUGCAGCCUGAUUCUUCAAGUGAAGCAAGCAUUGAAGAAAUACACUCGGAUGAUAUAUUGUUAGAAAGAGAUGUUCCACCACCUUUAUGUGAGAAAGACAAAGUGGAGAAAGCAAGGCGAAGUGAGUUUGUACAAGGGCUUUUGUUUUCUACUAUUCUUGAUCCUGACUUUUGACCCAUACAUUAUCGGUUUUUAUCAAUUUGAUGGAUGGAAAAAGGGAGGAAAAGAAGGGCUACGUCUUCUUGAGAUGAUAAAUAGUAUGUGUAUGAAUUAUACGUAUGCACUGGGAUGUAUCUAGUCAAUAGUAUAUAGAGCUAAGCUAUUCAAUAAAGAGAGAGAGCUAAGCUAUGUGUAGAAAUUAUAUUUAUUUAUUUUGUAAUGUAAAUUCAAGUCUAUGAAAUUGGUAUUUGAAUCUGCUGCAAACAUUGGUUUCACGCAGGCAAGAUUUUAUUAGCCGUUA
This is a messenger RNA of Lathyrus oleraceus (garden pea), 1120 nucleotides long. Its product is annotated as protein DEHYDRATION-INDUCED 19 homolog 5. Lineage: Eukaryota; Viridiplantae; Streptophyta; Magnoliopsida; Fabales; Fabaceae. The transcript is spliced from 5 exons. Bases 172 to 834 code for a protein of 220 amino acids. The record is from RefSeq and is a predicted model, not a curated record.